UUUGAACCACUAGAAGAAGGUGAAACACUUAAUCGCAUCACCAGUUUAUUAACCCGCUGUGGAUUUAAUAGUAACGGUAUUUUUGUUAUCGAUGGUUCUAAACGUUCAUCACAUGGUAAUGCUUAUUUUUCUGGUUUUGGUCGUAACAAACGCAUUGUGUUUUUCGACACCUUAUUAAAGAUGCUUAGUGAUGAUGAACUUGAAGCCGUGCUUGCGCAUGAGCUUGGCCACUUCAAGAAAAAACACAUCAUCAAAGGUAUG
Molecule: messenger RNA, 261 nt
Organism: Priapulus caudatus
Lineage: Eukaryota; Metazoa; Priapulida; Priapulimorpha; Priapulimorphida; Priapulidae
Product: CAAX prenyl protease 1-like
Exons: 1
Biological process (GO): CAAX-box protein processing
Molecular function (GO): metalloendopeptidase activity
Source: RefSeq, a predicted model, not a curated record